AUGCAAUUACUACAAGAAUUUGCAGAUGUAAAGGUCAAGCAUGUUUAUAGAUCGCAUAAUAAAGAGGCAAAUGAUUUAGCUCAAAUAGCAUCUAGCGUCAGGAUGCCAGAAGGAAUAAUAGAGAAUUUGAUCAGAAUAAAGAAAAAAUCAUUACCCUCAGUCAAGUUGAGGGAAGAAUUGUCGGCAGAAGUCUUCAUAAUCGAGGUGGAAGAGGAUAUAGAGGAAAAUGAUUGGAGAACACCAAUCGUUGGCUUUCUUAAAAAUCUAGACCUUAAGGCUGACAAGAAGCUAAAGAUCAAAGCUCUUAAGUUUGUGAUGAUUGAUAGAGACCUAUUCAAGAAAAGCAUCAAAGAUGACCUACUCUUAAGAUUUGAGAUCCCAGAAUCAAUCACAACUGAUCGAGGUUUAGCCCUUAUUGCUAAGGAAGUGCAGGCAUUUGCAGCAGAGUACGGGAUCAAGCUCCUAAACUCAACCCUGCAUUUUGCACAAGGAAAUGGUCAAGCCGAGUCGUCUAAUAAGACGUUAAAAGGCAUCAUUGAAAAAAUGGUGGAAGACAACCCCAGAGUGUGGCAUGAACUGUUAUCAGAAACACUUUGGGCAUACAAGACUUCUCAACGGUCAAGCUCAGGUGUAACUCUAUUCAUGCUCACUUAUGGUCAUGAUGCAGUUUUGCCCAUAGAAGUCACUGUGUGGUCAAUGAGAUUCGCAUUGCAAAACAAUUUGACUUCUACGGAAUACAAUGAAUCUAUGUUAAUUGAAUUGAAAGACCUAGAUGAAGUGAGGUUAAGGGCUCUCGACCACAUACAAGUUCAGAAGAGGCGAGUAGCAAGGGCAUAUAACAAGCGUGUUAGGGCUAAAACCUUCGGCGAAGGUAACUUGGUUUGGAAGACUGUCCUCCUAAUAGGUGUGAAUGAUCGAAAAUAUGGAAAAUGGUCACCAAAUUGGGAGGGUCCAUUUAUGGUUUACAAAGUCUUAAAAGGAGACGCAUAUCAUCUACAAGAUCUCGACGGGGAGAUACAUCCCAGACCAAUUAAUGGCCGGUACUUAAAAACUUAUUGCUCUACAAUGUGGGAGACAAUGGAGAAUGAAACCAAAGAUAGUUAA
Molecule: messenger RNA, 1104 nt
Organism: Cornus florida
Lineage: Eukaryota; Viridiplantae; Streptophyta; Magnoliopsida; Cornales; Cornaceae
Exons: 2
Coding region: 1-1104 (367 amino acids)
Biological process (GO): DNA integration
Molecular function (GO): nucleic acid binding
Source: RefSeq, a predicted model, not a curated record